This is a messenger RNA of Etheostoma spectabile (orangethroat darter), 638 nucleotides long. RefSeq names its product receptor-type tyrosine-protein phosphatase F-like. The coding region runs from base 111 to 638 and encodes 175 amino acids. The transcript has 6 exons. Gene Ontology annotation, molecular function: protein tyrosine phosphatase activity. Gene Ontology annotation, biological process: protein dephosphorylation. Lineage: Eukaryota; Metazoa; Chordata; Actinopteri; Perciformes; Percidae. The record is from RefSeq and is a predicted model, not a curated record.
UCCGAGAUGCUGUGGGAUGAUGCCCCGUGCUGGCAGUCAUUCUCAUCAUCAUAGUCAUUGCUAUUCUUCUCUUCAAGAGGAAACGAACAUCUCCAGCCAAGGAUGAGCACAUGGCGGGGGUCAAGGACUCACUGCUGGCCCACUCCUCAGACCCUGUGGAGAUGAGGCGACUCAACUAUCAGACACAAGGUUCCAGUGGCCUCAGUUGCCCGAAUACUCCAAGGAUGAGGGAACAUCCUCCCAUUGCCGUCUGCGACCUGGCGGACUACAUAGAGAGACUCAAGGCCAAUGACGGUCUUCGCUUCUCUCAGGAGUACGAGUCUAUUGAUCCAGGACAGCAGUUCACCUGGGAGCACUCCAACCUUGAAGUCAGCAAGCCAAAGAACCGCUAUGCAAAUGUGAUCGCCUACGACCACUCCAGGGUCAUCCUCACACCUGUGGAUGGGGUUCCAGGUAGCGACUACAUCAACGCCAACUACAUUGACGGCUACAGGAAGCAGAAUGCUUACAUCGCCACCCAGGGGCCGCUGCCGGAGACGCUGAGCGACUUCUGGAGGAUGGUGUGGGAGCAGAGGACCUGCACCAUCGUCAUGAUGACCCGUCUGGAGGAGAAGUCCCGGGUGAGCCUCCCAUGUUAA